AUGAAAGUUAUUUCAUCAAAAUGCUUUAUUUUAUUGACUUUAGCCACUUCAAGCUUGUUAACAUCAAGCAUCUUUUGUACAGAUGAAUUAAUGAUGUCCAAUUUUCACAGCAAAGAAAAUUAUGACAAAUAUUCUGAGCCUAAAGGAGACCCUGAGGGAGAAAAGGAAAGAAGUCUCAGUUUUGAAGAGCUCCAAGACUGGGGUCCAAAAACUGUCAUUAAGAUGAGUGCACCCACAGUCAACAAAAUGCCACACUCAGCUGCCAAUUUGCCAUUGAGAUUUGGGAGGACCAUGGAAGAAGAAAGAAGCACUGGGGCAAUGGCCAACCUGCCCCUGAGAUUUGGAAGAAAUAUAAAGGAAAGUAUCUCAAGACAUGUUCCUAAUCUGCCCCAAAGGUUUGGGAGAACAACAGCCAAAAGCGUCGCCAAGACACGGAGUGAUUUGCUCCAACAAUCCAUGCUUUCACCAUCUGCCAGUGAGUUACUCUACUCCAUGAACUGCCAGCCCCGAGAAAUCCAGAAUCCUGAUCAAAAACACCCAUGGAGACUAGGAUUCAAGAAAAUAGACGAUACAGAACUGAAACAAGAAAAAUAA
Molecule: messenger RNA, 594 nt
Organism: Puma concolor (puma)
Lineage: Eukaryota; Metazoa; Chordata; Mammalia; Carnivora; Felidae
Gene: NPVF
Product: neuropeptide VF precursor
Biological process (GO): negative regulation of gonadotropin secretion; neuropeptide signaling pathway
Molecular function (GO): signaling receptor binding
Source: RefSeq, a predicted model, not a curated record